GUUAAGAUUAAGAACUUUCUUGGGCUCAGAAAUUUAUUUCCUCGAUUCUCGUAUCUUUGAACAAGCGCUCAUUACUUUGGAACGAAUUAAGCUGCGCAUCGAACUUCGCACGAGGAAUUUUCAUCGACCGUGAACUUAGUGGAAAUAAUUAUUUGACAAACCACAGAUUGGCGGGACAGACGACAGGAAAAAUGGACAACAUUUAUAAACGCUCGAUUCUGAGCCUUCUAGAACGCCCUUGCGAACCGGUCUUCGUUCCAAGGGGCCGGGACAACGUGUGUUUUGACUUUCCUCCUGAAUAUAUGCCGGAAAGGUUCAAACCAUACGCGACCGAAUUACUCGAUCGAUUUUCGGAGGGGACGGUGACAAGAAUACAAGUGAGAGACGUCCCGAUACCGGAUUUGAGUUUUCCGCUGGAACUCGAGCGCGACGAGCAGUUCUCACUAUUUUUCCCAAAACAUCGAAGAAUGGCUGCUAGUCUCGUCAACAGCCUGAUGGAUCUGAAGAAUUUCGAUGAGUUGCUCUCAGUUGCUACGUGUUCGCGGGAUCAUCUCAAUCAGCAAAUGUUCUUUUACGCUCUGUGCGUGACGCUUCUUCAUCGACACGACACGAAGGAUCUCCAGGUUCCUUCUUUGUUCGAAAUCUAUCCCGCCAGUUUCUUCGGCAGCGCGGUUUUUCCCAAGCUGAAGGAGCAGGCGAAAAUCGUGUCCGAAAGUUCACGCGUUCCAAUCGAGAUUUCGAGAAAUUACACCGCCAAUGAUCUCGAACCGGAGAAUCGUUUGGCCUACUUCAGGGAAGACAUCGGAGUGAAUUCGCAUCACUGGCAUUGGCACGUCGUUUAUCCCCAUUCCCCGAAGAACAUUGAGGUCGUUGACAAGGAUCGUCGUGGCGAGCUCUUUUAUUGGAUGCACCAGCAGGUACUGGGGCGAUACAACAUCGCGCGUUUGUGUGCUAAGCUCGGAAGAGUGAAGAAAAUCAAGAGUUUCGAGGACCCGAAAGCCGAAGCCUACUUCCCCAAGCUCAACCCUCCCGAGGCCAGCGGUACAUGGGCAUCACGCCCGAAAGGGUGCACUCCGUUCCAAGAUCUCAACAGACCAGCCGAGGAAGCUUUUUAUAAACUCGAGGACAUCAAGCGCUGGAUAGACAGAAUUUAUUUAGCCAUUCACACGGGCCAGGUGAGGAGCGAAAAGGGCGGUAUCAUUGAAUUAACAGUGGACAAGGGUAUUGAUAUUCUAGGAAACAUGAUAGAAGCCUCUGAUCUCAGCCCUAAUCCAAAACUCUACGGAGACAUACACAACGCUGGUCACGCCAUGAUAUCGUGUUGCCACGAUCCUGACGGUCGUCAUCUGGAGAGCUACGGAGCCAUGGGGAACGUAACAACGGCCAUGAGGGACCCGUUUUUCUACAGAUGGCAUACUCUGAUUGACGACAUUUUUUAUGAAUAUAAAAACACUUUGCCGGAAUAUACUGACGCUGAGUUGAGCUUUCCUGGAAUUGAGAUCACCGCUGUCGGGCUAACAACUCCGGACGCUUCAGCGAAUACGCUACUGACGUUUUGGUCCAAGAGCAUGGUUGAUGUCAGUAGAGGGCUCGACUACGAACCUCAAGGCGAUCUUCUAGUGAAAUUCACGCAUUUGAAUCACGCUAAUUUCAAGUACCAUUUCACGGUUUUGAACACUGGUAACUCAGCGAAAAUUGGCACUGUCAGAAUCUUUAUUGGUCCGAAGCUCGACGAACGCGAGCUGCCUUUCGUUCUUCGAUCUCAAAUGCGCUUGAUGAUUGCGAUGGACAAAUUCGUCGUGACUUUUCAACCGGGAGAGAAUUACGUCGAGCGGGCGUCGAGCCAGUCCUCUUUGACAAUCUCUUUUGACACAAUAUACCGGGAAGUUGAAGAAAAUUUAACUCUCCACAAUGACGAAAGAGCUUUCAAUUUCUGUGGCUGCGGCUGGCCUCAUUAUUUGCUCGUGCCCAUUGGAGACGAGGGAGGAUACCCUAUGGAAAUGUUCGUCAUGAUUUCCGACCACGCAGACGAUUUGGUUGAACAACCUUCCCCAACGGGAUGCAGCGACGCUGCUACAUUUUGUGGACUUCGGGAUCGCAAGUACCCGGAUGCUCGUGCCAUGGGAUAUCCGUUCGAUCGUAAACCCCCAACUAAUAUCGAUACUUUGGCUGCCUUUCUCAAACCGAAUAUGGCACUGACCGAUAUCACUGUGAAAUUCACCGAUACUUAUAUUCCACGGUCGGAUAAGACCGCCUAAAACGGAGGUCAAUUUUACAAAUUUUGUCUUUUCCUCAGUCGGCGUAAAGAAAGUCUGUUCGACGAGAACUCGCGCUACUCUUCGAUGAUCGUUUCUACGAAACGAAUCCAUUCGCGUCUCUGACUAAUCUUUGUUGUAAACAACUGUUUUGUAAAAGGAAAAAUUGAAUAAAGUAUUUACGCUCACUGUUA
Venturia canescens is the source of this 2449-nucleotide messenger RNA. Its product is annotated as phenoloxidase 1-like. NCBI's taxonomy places the organism in Eukaryota, Metazoa, Arthropoda, Insecta, Hymenoptera, Ichneumonidae. The transcript is spliced from 8 exons. Bases 192 to 2258 code for a protein of 688 amino acids. Gene Ontology annotation, molecular function: oxidoreductase activity. The record is from RefSeq and is a predicted model, not a curated record.